Molecule: messenger RNA, 1719 nt
Organism: Brettanomyces bruxellensis
Lineage: Eukaryota; Fungi; Ascomycota; Pichiomycetes; Pichiales; Pichiaceae
Exons: 1
Coding region: 1-1719 (572 amino acids)
Biological process (GO): proteasome-mediated ubiquitin-dependent protein catabolic process
Cellular component (GO): GID complex; nucleus; cytoplasm
Molecular function (GO): ubiquitin-protein transferase activity
Source: RefSeq, a predicted model, not a curated record
AUGUCUGGAGAACCACUACUUUCACCAGAUUCAUACCUCGCCCUAAGAAGUUCUCAAUUUAAAGUGCCUCUUGAAUUGGCAAGAAAGAAUCUUCGAAACAUUCAAAGGCUGAAUAAAAAGCACACUUCUACAUUAAGGGUUCGCUUGAAGCGACUACAGAAUAAGAAACUUAGCAAGGCACAAAAACUAGAGGCAAUAGACAAGUUGAUCAAUUUACAGAAGUCGUUUAGGAAAGAGAUUGCUCGCCGGGCAAAACACCACAAUGAAUUUGUUAGCCGCCUAGUCGUACGAGCAGAAAGGCUUGCUAAUUUUGAGGAUCUAGUCAAAGAAGCUAGGAAAUACCAGAAUGAGAAGGAUUUGGAAGAACAGUUAGGCUCGUCAUCUAGUCUCUUUGUGGAUAGUAACAAUGACAUGACUGAUACUUCAAACCGAAAAGAGGGUGUCUCCUUUAAAAGGACAAAAACUUUUAAGAAUGCUUCACCUGAAUAUUGCCAAUCGCUUAUCUCCGAAUUAGCACAGAAAGGCGGCUCCAAAGCAGGCAGGCUGAGUAGGCAGAUCAAGAAGUUUUUAAACGACGAGAUUUAUCUUAAUGUUAUUGAAUACCUACUUCGGACAUCAAUUCAUGAAGAUGCUUCAGCAAAAAUGAAUGGAAAUAUUGGACUUAGUUUGGCAAAAAAAUUUGGACUUACUAAAUUUAUUGAUUGGGACGUGAUUUCACAAGGGAUAUCCAUAUACCGCCGGAUAAUGAAGCAUAUGGAUUUAAAGAUCCUUAUAGCAUGGUGCUCAGAAAAUGAAAAGAAAUUGAAAGAGUUAAAUUUACAAUCAUCCAAAGGUACUGAUCUCACAUACGAAACUUCGUUUAAUCUCUUUGUUUCCAAAAUUGAGCAUUUACAACUAUUCGAUGCCCUUAAUAUUGCUUCAAAUCGAUUGAUUGACCAUUCAGCGGAUUUUUACAGUGAUGAUUCUCUUGAAAAUUCACCACAGAAUAAAUGCAGUUCUGGCGUAAAGUUCGAGCGGUUCCUUGGUCCCGGCAUUCUGUACUUCAGCACCAUUAAAGGAAGUCUGUCUUUGAAACAGCUAGCUACGAAUCCAGAAGGGGAAUAUACUACAACAGCAUUUGGAAAAAAUAAUGACUACGGCGUGUGCUUUGGCGACUUUCAGAAACGCCAACAGCGAAUUAAGGAAAACAUUCAGAUGUAUGAAGAUCAAUUAGGAGAACAAAAAUGGAAAUCUCUGGCAGAGUUUUUUCUUACAAAUUUCAACGCUGUGUACGGAAUGGAAAGUACCAUAUCUCUUAUAGAUUUACUUGAAGUGGGAUUACCAGUGUUGAAAACCAGAUAUUGCGAGUUAUAUAAAGAGCUGUCUACAAAUCAUGGACCGCUAGCCAAAUAUAUGGUUUCGUCUUGUCCGAUAUGCUCUUCCACUUUUGGAGAAUAUUCUUGUCAAUGUUCACACCAAGUAGUCUCGAAUGUCUUUUCCGAUCCAGUGUUAACUCCUGAUCGCUAUAUAUUUUCAUCUGCUAAGCUUUAUAAUUCAACUUUGGGUUUAAAACGCGCAGAAAAGUCAGACGAGAAAUAUGCACACAUUCAACCUAAUGGAGAUUUUUUGGCGGCAGCAGAAGGAAAAUUUCCAUGGUCAGAACUUCACUUUAGUUUUCCAAACCCUCUCACGGGCACUUUAAUAGAGGCUUCAGAGAUUAGGAAAGUUUAUCCUGCAUAA